Lodderomyces pseudojiufengensis is the source of this 1842-nucleotide messenger RNA. RefSeq names its product Mnn2p (gene MNN2). Gene Ontology annotation, molecular function: alpha-1,2-mannosyltransferase activity. NCBI's taxonomy places the organism in Eukaryota, Fungi, Ascomycota, Pichiomycetes, Serinales, Debaryomycetaceae. Gene Ontology annotation, biological process: mannan biosynthetic process. The transcript has a single exon. Gene Ontology annotation, cellular component: Golgi apparatus. Bases 1 to 1842 code for a protein of 613 amino acids. The record is from RefSeq and is a predicted model, not a curated record.
AUGAUGCUCAAAUAUAAGAUUAGAAUACUAUUGUUAAUAAUUGUUAGUCUAAUAUCGAUUCACUUUUUCACUUCAAAUAAAUUCAAAACUAAUGAUCUUCAAAAAUUAUUUGAUCAUCCAGUAGUUAAUCAACCACCACCACAACAACAAUCACAAAGAGUGAAAGGGCCUCCUCCUGGAAAUAAAAUAACACCACAGGAAAAACCACAACAACAACAAGAGUCAAAAGAACCAGAAUUUACAAAAAAUCCUAAAAUUGAAGAUUUCACCAUAUUCUUUGACAAUCUACUGAAUUACAAAAUAAAUAAACCAUCAAUUAAAGAUAAAUAUAAAACAGAAAAGGCAAAAGAAUUAUUUUCCAAUAAUGAUGACUUUUUAUUUAAUAAAGAAUAUUUGGAAAAUGUAUUAGAUAUACCGGAUCAAACAUUUAAAGAAUUAAAACAAAAACAUUCAGAAUAUGUUAAUCAUAGAAUCCCAGAACUAAUAGAAGAAGGAAUUGCAACAUUUGGAAACAAGGUACCUCAAAAUAAAAAAGAAUGGGAUUCAUAUCAUGGAUCAUCAGGUUAUGUAUUAGUAGGAGGAGGUAAAUAUAGUUGGCUUUCAUUUUUAGUUAUUAAACAAUUAAGAUCAGUUGGAUCAAAAUUACCAAUUGAAUUAUUUUUAUCUUCAGAAGAUGAAUAUGAAAAAAAAUUUUGUGAACAUUUAAAAAAGAAAUAUGAUGCUCGAUGUAAUGUAUUUGAUAAAAAAUUAGCAAAUGAAUUGAAUGAAAAAUACAAUAUUGGAGGAUAUCAAUAUAAAAUGUUGGCAUUAUUAAGUUCAAAUUUUGAAAAUGUAUUAUAUUUAGAUUCAGAUAAUUUUCCAACUAUAAAUCCUGAUUACAUAUUUGAUUCUGAAUUAUAUAAAAAUACUAAUUUAAUACUUUGGCCAGAUGCUUGGGCAAGAACUACAAAUCCAAAAUUUUAUGAAAUAUCAAAUGUUGAAAUUAAAGAAAAUAAACAAAGAUAUUCUAGCUACGAUAUUAAACAAGCUGGUGGUAAAGAAAAAUUAAGACCUUUAACAAGUUAUAAUUUUGAAAAUUCUUGGUUUCAUGAUUUCGAAGGAACUUUACCUGAUCCAACUUCAGAAACUGGAGUAUUUAUAAUUAAUAAAACUACUCAUUUAAAAACUUUAUUAUUAGCAUUAUAUUAUAAUGUAUUUGGACCUGAUUUUUAUUAUCCAUUACUUACUCAAGGUUCAGCAGGAGAAGGAGAUAAAGAAACUUUUAUUGCUGCUGCUCAUGUAAUGAAAGAACCAUGGCAUCAAACUUUAAAACAAUUUUUAUGGACAGGUUAUGUUUCAAAAACAAAUAAUCAAUUUACAUCUAAAGCCUUGGGACAUUAUGAUCCCAUAAAAUCUAAAGAAAUUCAUGAUAAAAAAGAAAAUGAUCCAAAUUAUAAAAAUGAAGAAGAAGAGAAAAAACAAAAUAAAAUUAUAUUCAUGCAUUUAUCAUAUCCCAAAUUUUAUCCAAAUUGGUUAUAUGAUAAUCAUGAUUUAAUAUAUAAAGAUUCAAAUGAUCAUAUAAGAAUGUAUGAAAUGAUUAAUGAAAAUAUUGGUUAUGAUUUUGAUUUAAAAAUUUUACAAUUUUUUACAGAAGCUUUAUGUUCAAAUUAUUAUGGAAAUGAUGGUUUAGCUAUUGAUAAUGAUGUUAUAUUAGAUAAACAUAAUACUUAUAUGGGUGAAUAUUUAAAAUAUGUUGGUGAAAAUGAAGAAAUUAAUAAUAAACGUUGUGAAGAAGUAUUUAUACCUCAUUUACACUGGUUGAAAAAGACUAAAAAAAAUUAUGGAUCGGAAAAUUCUUGGUAG